Molecule: messenger RNA, 10223 nt
Organism: Anolis carolinensis (green anole)
Lineage: Eukaryota; Metazoa; Chordata; Lepidosauria; Squamata; Anolidae
Product: disintegrin and metalloproteinase domain-containing protein 20-like
Exons: 2
Coding region: 6991-9168 (725 amino acids)
Biological process (GO): male gonad development; proteolysis
Cellular component (GO): plasma membrane; sperm head plasma membrane; external side of plasma membrane
Molecular function (GO): metalloendopeptidase activity
Source: RefSeq, a predicted model, not a curated record
UCAUCCAUAGGGUUUUGUCCUGGGUUCUGUUCAGCAUCUUUAUUACUGAUGUGCAUGAAGGUUUAGAGGGCAUGCUUGUCAUGUUUGCAGAUGAUGUCAAAUUAGGAGGAAUAGCUAAUAGAUCAGUAUUCAAAAUGACCUUAACAGAUUAGAGAGCUGGGCCAAAACUAACAAAAUGAAUUUCAGCAAGGACAAAUGUAAGAUCUACACUUAAUGCAGAAAAAAUAAUAUGCACAGAUACAGAAUGGGUGACGCCUGGCUCGACAACAGUCCAUGUGAAAAAGAUCUUGGAGUUUUUGUGGACAACAAGUUGAACAUGAGCCAGUGGUCUGAUGCAACAGCUUAAAAAGCCAAAGGGAUUUUGGGCUGCAUCAAAAGGAGUAUAAGUGAAGUCAUGGUGCCUCUCUAUUCUGCUUUAAUCAGGCCUCACCUGGAAUAUUGUGUCCAAUUCUGGGCACCACAGUUUAAAAGAGAUAUUGACAAGCUGGAAGGUGUCCAGAGGAGGGCAACUAAAACUAUCAAAGGUCUGGAGACCAUGCCCCAUGAGCUGGGUAUAUUUAGCCUGCAGAAGAAAAGGUUGAGAGGAGACAUGAUAGCCAUGUAAAAAUAUGUGGAAGGAUGUCAUAAGGAAAGGGAGCAGGCUUGUUUUCUGCUGCACUGGAAACUAGGACUCGGGGCAAUGGGUUCAAAUUACAGAAAAGGAGAUUCCACCUGAACAUUAGGAAGAACUUCCUGACUGUAAGAACUUUUCAUCAAUGAAGCUGUCUGCUUUGAAGUGUAGUGGAAGCGCCUUCCUUGACGGCUUUUAAACAGAGGCUGGAUGGCCAUUUGUCAGGGGUACUUUGAUUAUGCUUUUCCUGCAUGGCAGAAGGUUGGACUAGAUCAGGGGUCCCCAAACUAAGGCCCGGGGGCCGGAUGCGGCCCUCCAAGGUCAUUUACCUGGCCCCCGCCCUCAGUUUUAUAAUAUAACUAGCUGUGCCCGGCCACGCGUUGCUGUGGUAUUGUCUACUGGUGUUGGUGAGAAAUUGUUGAGGUAGUAGUGGUAUUGAAUGUCUGUUGUAUAGUUGUCUUUAUGUUUAGUAUGCACACUGAAGUGGAUUAUAUGGCAGUGUGGAGUCAAGAUAAUCCAGUUCAAAGCAGAUAAUAUAAAAUUCUAAAUGGGUUAUAUAGAUGUGUAUAUAGAGUGUACACUGCCAUAUAAUCCAGUUAAAAUAUGAUAAUCUGUGGAAGAGGCCUAAGUGAGGCCUAACUGUGCCUGUCCCUUGGACUGAGUAGGUUGCUAGGAGACCAAGUGGGCGGAGUUUAGCCUUCAAACUGGCAGCAAUUGGAUAAAAACUAUUAUUCCUCUCCCUGUAAUUAGGACUUUAUUUUUCUUUUUCUUUUUUUUUGUUGUAUCAACCUAGAGCCGUGAAUGAUGGGUUUUGUUGUCAAAUUUUGAGGUUGGGAGGCCUGUAGUUUUGUUGUUUUGUCCGCUGCCCUGAUGCCAUCACUCUUUUAUAUAUAUAGAUAUAUUGUAUAUACAUAUAAUAUUGAUAAUAAUAUUAUAAUGUAAUACAAUAUAACACUAAUAAUAAUAAUACCAUACAAUAGUAUUAAUUAUAUAUUAUAUAUUACUAAUAAUAUUACAGUAUAGUGGUAUAGUUCAAUAUAGCAAUAUAUAAUGCUAAUAGUGUGCUAUGCUAAUAAUAUAACAUAUUGUAUGUACAUAUAAUUUGUAAGCCACACUUGAGUCCCCUUUGGGGUGAGAAGGGUGUGAUACAAAUGUAGUAAAUAAAUAAAUUUUAGACUUAGGCUCGCCCAAAGUCUGAAAUGACUUGAAGGCACACAACAACAACAACAACCCUAAUUAACUUGACUAUCUCAUUGGCCAUAAGCAGGCCCACACUUCCCAUUGAAAUUCUGAUAAAUGUAUGUUGGUUAAAAUUGUUUUUAUUUUUAAAUAUUGUAUUGUUCUUUCAUUGUUCUUGUUGUUGUUGUUGUUGUUGUUGUUGUUGUUUUUGCACUACAAAUAAGACAUGUGCAGUGUGCAUCGGAAUUUGUUCGUAUUUUUUUCAAAUGAUAAUCCGGCCCCUCAACAGUAUGAAGGAUUGUGGACUGGCCCUCUGCAUAAAAAGUUUGGGGACCCUUGGACUAGAUGGUCCAUGUGCUCUCUUCCAAUUCUAUGUUUCCAGAAUAGUGAUAUCAGUCUGAAAAUAAUUCGUAUUUAUGUACAUUGAUAGCAAUUAAAACUGAGGCAAGGUAGGUUUCCCUUGUUCUCAAUGUAAGCCAAGUCAGCUUUUCUUUCUCUCCCCACCCCCCUCUCUUUUUGUAUAUGUAUGUGUUGGCAGCCGUUUAACACUAGGGGUGUGCACAAUAUCACUUUGAUAAACCUUUUUCGGGGGAUUUGGGCAAUCCAUCAGCCAGAUCCCUAGAAACGGGGUGUGGGCAGCCAAAGGUUGACAAUAACAAGGCGCCUGUUGGCUGAUAUUUGGCUGUAUCGGCUGCCACAUGAGAAGAACAGCUGCGUGUGUGCAGGUUUUUCCUCCCCUGCCCCUGUUAUCCUUGGCGGAGCCAAUCAGAAGAAGAACGAGGGUUAUUUCUCUUUUUGCAAAGCUGGUCUAUAUAUACCAGGGCAAGCUCCACCAUUUUUCUGUGGCAUCCUGGCAUUUGAAAGAGAGAUUGUGCUAGCUAGCUCCGCGUGUUCUAUCUCAGUACUGUCACUGCAUCUUGGUGCUUAGAGAUCUUUUUUGAGAAUUCCAAACUUUUUCUUCUGCUUUAAAUUUUCUUUGUUAAUAUCUUUCUUAUAAUUCUUCUUUUACUAGUAAUUUCGCUAGGGAGGAGUGGGUGGGCGUGCAUUAUGGGGGCACUGUGAGGUUUUUGGGGGGUUGCUUUAAGUUCACUGAGUAGGGGUUAGGUUUAGGGAAUAGCCUGACUCCCUUGAGUCUUCGUGGGGAAAGUUUCCCCAGCCCUACCUUCUGGCUUCUGUACUCUGUCCUGCACCGGCAGCCUAAGUUCCUCCCUCCACAAAAAUAAAAAAGCUCUUUCUUCUUCUAGUUCUCCUCUUUGACUCUCAGUCUUUGCUAUUCCUUCUCCAGCCCUACCUUUUGGCUUGUGUGUGUGUACUCCUGCACCAGUCUAGCAGUCCUCCUCCCCCACUCUCAUUUGUUAUUAUUUUAAAAGACAUUUAUUUGUAGAAACUUUAAAUAUUUCCUAAAAAUUAGAGGAUGGCUCAAACAUUCAGAAGCUUGGGGGGCUUGCAGAUGUAAAUGUUUCCUCCAAGUGUGGACAUUUUCAUAAAAAUGACAGAAAGAGGAACCUUGCCAUUUUCCCCAUUCUUGCCAAUGGACUGGAUUUUCUUGGAGCAAAAACGGAGCUUCUGGGUGACGGAUCAUGAAAUGGUAUUUUCCCUCUCCCGAUUUUGGAAAUUUCCUGGUAAAUGGAAUUGGCUGUGUGUGUGUGUGUGUGUAUGAAAACAGGUCUGAAAAUGGGAUGGGUUUUUGAUUAAUCAUAUGUCAAUAUAUCCAAAGUUAACACAUGAUAUUAUAGGAACUUCCAAGAAGGGUCCAAACAGAGCAGACUGUAAAUCUAUGAAGGGUGCCAGGUGAUUUGAAGACAUUUCAGUCUAGCAGGUGAGACCUGGGCUACUGGGUUUCAGAGAUCUCAAACUGAGUAACACACUCUAUCAAGAUCUGAAAUCCACAAUUCUAUCAUCAUCAUCUUUAUUAUCAUCAUCAUCAUCAUCAUCAUCAUCAUGUUUAUUUAUAGCCUGCUAUUUCUCUCCAUGUUUAGUCUGCAGAAGAGAAGGCUGAGAAGAGACAUGAUAGCCAUGUAGAAAUAUGUGAGGGGAAGUCACAGGAGGAGGGAGCAAGCUUGUUUUCUGCUGCCCUGCAGACUAGGAUGCGGAACAAUGGCUUUAAAUUACAGGAAAGGAGAUUUCAUUUGAACAUCAGGAAGAACUUCCUCACUGUGAGAGCUGUUCAGCAGUGGAACUCUCUUCCCCGGACUGUGGUGGAGGCUCCUUCUUUGGAGGCUUUUAAACAGAGGCCGGAUGGCCAUCUGUCAGGGGUGCUUUGAAUGCGAUUUCCUGCUUCUUGGCAGGGGGUUGGACUGGAUGGCCCAUGAGGUCUCUUCCAACUCUACUAUUCUAUGAUUCUAUGAUUAUAUUAGAGAUUCAAAGCAGCUCACAACUAAAAGCAUUGCAAUACAACUUAAUAUAUACAAAUAUACAAAUAUUAAAACAGUAUUAAUCAUAAUUAAAAGCAUAUAAAAUCACAGCAGCCCCUGACAAUCUUAAAAACCAUCUUUAAAAGCCUGUCUGAAUAAGAAGGUUUUAGCCUGUCACCAGAAGGACAGCAGGGAGGGGGCCAUUCUGUCUUCCCUGGGCAGGGAGUCCCAAAGUCGAGGGGCAGUCACCGAGAAGACCCAUUUCCUCUCCACCAUCAAUUGAGCUUGAGAUGGAGGUGGGACCAAGAGAAGGGCCUCUCCUGAAGAUCUCAGAGCCCAGGCAGGUUCAUACAAGAGGAUGCAGUUGACCAAUAGCCUGGACCUGAACUGCCUAGAGAGUCUGUACUCAGCUGAGUGUUGUCUGGCCAAAUUAUUUCCUAGAGAGCAGUAACCCAGAAAGCCAGUUUACUUCUCUAGAAAAUAAAUGCUUCCCCUCCACCCAUUUUCCUUCUCGGCCAUUUCUGCCUUGGUGAUCUAGGGAGGGAGGGAUAUUUCUUAAGGGCACCAGGACUGUUAUCCUAGAAUACGUCUUUAGGAUAGCAUCUGGCUAAGGCUCAUAGUUGAUGCCUGGCUCCAAAUAUAGCUCCUACAUGACCAUAGCUACUGGUUUGGACUUUAUCUCAUGAUGCUGCACAGGAUAAAUGUAAUGACACUGAAUGACAUUAUAUCUCUAGUACUGUUUACACUUGUAUCUUUAGAGUAAACUCAGGUUGGAUACUUCUCAGUAACUAUGGCAGAUGAAGUUUUGGAGGUUGAAAUGGGAAUCUUGAUUGGGUUGCUGUGAAUUUUCUGGGCUGUAUGGCCACGUUCCAAAAGCAUUCUCUCCUAACAUUUUGCCUACAACUAUGGCAGGCAUCCUCAGAGGUUGUGAGGUCUGUUUGAAACUAGGCAAGUGGGGAUUAUAUAUCUGUGGAAUGUCCAGGGUGGGAGAAAGAACUCUUGUUUGUUGGAGGCAAGUGUGAAUGUUGCAAUUGCCAGCUUGAUUAGCAUUGAAAAGCCUUGCAGCUUCAAAGCCUGGUUGAUUCCUGCCUGGAGGAAUCCUUUGUUGGGAGGUGUUAACUGGCCUUGAUUAAUUCUUGUCUGGAAUUCCCCUGUCUUCUGAGUGUUGUUUUUUUUUCUGUCCUGAUUUUAGAAUUUUUUAAUACUGACCCUAUUAUAUUUUGCAUAAGCCCUGCCCUUUCAAUUGCAAUUUUAUUUGUCCCACUACUUGGUUCUUUGAUUCUUAUUAAUGUAUUUUUGAUGCUUUUAUUCUGUGGUUAAUUGCUUUUAUGUCAUUGUUAUGUGUUAUUCUUUGUUUUUAUUUUAUAUUUUUGCAUACUUGUAUUCUAAGCUUAUUCCCCGUGUAGGCUUAUUCCCUGAGUCCCUUUGAGGAGAUGGAGGCAGGUUCUAAAAUAAAGUAUCAUCAUCAUCAUCAUCAUCAUCAUCAUCAUCAUCGUCGGUAGCCAGAUUUUUUUCAUUUUCAUGUUUUCCUCCUUUCUAUUGAAAUUGUCCACAUGCUUGUGGAUUUCAAUGGCUGCUCUGUGUAGUCUGACAUAGUGGUUGCUAGAGUGGUCUAGCAUUUCUGUGUUCUCAAAUAAUAUGCUGUGUUCAGUCCUCUGCUAUGGCUGAUUUCUCUGGUUGAAUUAGUCUGCAUGCCUUUCAUGUUCCUUGAUUCGUGUUUGGGCAAUGCUGCGUUUGGUGGUCCCUAUGUAGACUUGUCCUCAGCUGCAUGGUAUACAGUAGACGCCCACAGAGGUGAGAGGAUCUCUCUUGAUGUUUGCUGAAUGUGGCAUUUCUUGGAUUUUCUUAGUGGGUCUGUAGAUCAUUUGUAGGUUGUGUUUCUUCCUCAGCUUCCCUAUGCAGUCAGUGGUUCCCUUGAUGUAUGGCAAGAACACUUUUCCUUUGUGUGGAUCUUUGUCUUUGCUCUUGUGGCUUGUUCUUGAUUCUUUUGGUGGUCUCUGGCAUCAGAAAUCAUCAGAUUUUACAGGGAGGCAAUUAGACAGAAGAAUAUCCAGACAGUCCCUUGGGUAAGUUGUGGUCUGGUUGAUCAGGAACCUUACUUUAUGCAUUAUAUGUAAAACAUUCUAGUAAACAGUGCACAUUUCCUAGAAGGAUGUGCACUGCUGAAAUCUGACAGCAUCCUCCACCCUGCCUUCUUGCUUCUUGAGUACAAUUUAACCACUAAGUAAACAUUUGAAAGCACAUGAAGAAACGAGAUGGCAAUGUGGGAGGGGAUUAACUCCAGCAGAUAUUGCCUCUACCUUUCUCUCUCCCUCCCUCAGAUGCUUUCAUCCUGGCGCUGAUUUAUAUCCUGGCGCCCUAUAUGAGAGCCAUGCGUGAGUUAGGGCCUUUUACCCUAGCACUCAAGACCUGGCUCUUUACUAGAGCUUUUGAUCUAUGUUAAUUUUAUCAAUAUUUGUAUGUAUGUUUUUAUCCUUUACCAUUUUAUCUUGUAAAUCGCCUAGAGCAUCUUGGAUGGAGGGCGAUUAAUAAGUAAUUAAAUGAUGAUGAUGAUGAUGAUGAUGAUGAUGAUGAUGAUGAUGAUGAUGAUGUAGCCGGCCUCCUUUCCCUUCCCGCUCUACCUUUCCCAUUCUCUGCCAUCCUUUCUGUCUUGGCCCAGACUCACUAAGUCCCGCCCACAUUCCAAAGGCAACCCUACUGACAGUUGCUACAGAAAGAACUCUCCUUCCUCUCUAUCCCAUUUGUAGCCCCAUUCCCAUUUUGCUUCUGUCCUUUUCCGAGCUAUCCUAGCCAGAAUAAGAAAACAGAGAAAGAUUACCCAGGGGACUCUUUCUCCUGGCAAAGAUCAUGACUUUUAAUUUUGUUCAGAUUAUGGUGGUGAUCUUGUGGAGUGUUUUCAGUGAGACUCCUAGUCAUAAUCUGCCUCAGGGCUUCAGGUAUGCUUCAUAUGAGGUAACUGUCCCAAGGAAACUGACCCCCCGAGAUGGACAACAAAACUCCCGGGAUAUCAGUUACCUGCUGCAAGUUGAAGGGAAGAGUCAUGUCAUGCACCUCAGGCAGAAGAGGAAUGUUGUCCCUAACCUCUUUCCUAUCUUCACAUAUAGUAAGGAAGGAAAACUCCAAAUGGACUACCCAUUUAUCAGGAAUGACUGUUUCUACAAUGGUUUCAUACAGGAUGAGCCUCAUUCUUUGGUCACUCUCAGCACUUGCUUAGGAGGACUCAGUGGUUUGUUGCAUUUACAAAAUGAGACCUAUGAAAUUGAACCUGUCCAGGCAUCUGUUGGCUUUCAGCAUGUGGUGUAUCAGUUGGAAGGCAAAGAGGAUGACCUUCGAAUUAUGUGUGGGUUCACAAAGGAAGAGCAAAGUCGUCAAGAGGCCAUGAUCCAAAGUAAAGAGAUUUUGGCAGCCCGAGGUUCUAUAGGAAAGUGGUGGCCUCAUACCAGGUAUGCAGAUAUUGCAAUUGUGGUAGAACAUCAACGUUAUGUCAAGUUUAAUAAAAAUGAAACUUUAACAGGUAUACGGGUUCUAGAGAUUAUCCAUAUGACGAAUACAUUCUAUAAACCACUUGGUGUUGUUAUAUCCAUAGUUGGACUGGAGAUCUGGUCUGAAAAGAACCCCAUAAUGAUUUCCAGUGAAUUGAAUGUAUUGUUAGAUAAUUUUAACAAAUGGAGAAAACGCACACUGAAUGACCAUCUACCAAAUGAUGCUGCUCAUUUAUUUGUACACAAAUUUUAUGAACACGCAGCUGGCUUAGCAUUUAUAGGAACUAUCUGUAAUUCCCAAUGGGCGUCUGCUGUAGAAAUAUACAUGAGUUUCAGUGUGUCCUUUUUUUCUGUUAUAUUUGCCCAUGAAUUAGGACAUCAUCUUGGCAUGAACCAUGAUGGAGAACACUGUACUUGUGAGCAAAAAUCCUGCAUUAUGGCUCCAUUUCCAGAUGAAGUUGACAAGUUUAGCGAUUGUAGCUAUAGGGAUUACUUCAAACGAAGAAAUGCUCAUUGCUUAUUAACUGCCGCAGAUCCAAAUACUAUAUUUAAACUCAAAUACUGUGGCAACAAAAUCGUGGAAAAAGGAGAACAAUGUGACUGUGGUUCAGAAAGCCAAUGUCGGCGCAAUUCAUGUUGCCAAUCUAAUUGUAAAUUUCACUCUGGCGCUGUUUGUAAUGUUGGAAAAUGCUGUGCCAACUGCCAGUAUCGUCCAGCGGGAACUCUCUGUCGGAAAAAAAAUAGUGUUUGCGAUCUUCCUGAGUACUGCACUGGGACUUCAGAAUUGUGUCCUGAAGAUGUUUAUGUGCAAGAUGGUGCCCCAUGUAAUGAUGCUGCAUACUGUUAUCAUGGGAACUGUGCUACUCACAAGGAACAAUGCAAAAUGAUAUUUGGGAAGAAAGCCACUGUUGCUUCAGAGAACUGUUUCAGACUAAUUAAUGCACGGGGUGAUCGCUUUGGCAACUGUGGUGUUAAAUAUGGAACUUACAGCAAAUGCAAGGCUAGUCACAUCCUGUGUGGUCGAAUUCAGUGUGAUAAUGUGGAGAAAUUACCAACUCUAGAGGAAGAUAGCACCAUAAUUCAAACAAUCAUUGGCAAUAGACAUUGUUGGGGUACAGACUACCACAGUGAAUCAGAAAAGGUUGAUAUUGGAGCAGUGACAGAUGGCACUCCCUGUGGUACGGACAUGCUGUGUGUAGACAAGCAAUGCAAAAACCUAUCCACCUUGAACUAUGACUGCGACAUAAGGAAAUGCCACAAUCGGGGAAUAUGCAACAAUCGUAGACAUUGUCACUGUGAUUAUGGCUGGGGUCCUCCUUACUGUAUGGGUAAGGGCUAUGGUGGCAGUAUUAACAGCGGACCCAUUCUUCAAGAUAGAAGUUUUGUCAUUGCAGGGAUUAUUACAGGAAUACUAUUUGUCCUCCUAUCAGUUGUUUUACUGGGUGCAUAUUACAGGACUGAACUGAGACAGCAAUUUAGAAGAUUGGGUUCAAGUAUUCAUCCAGCAGAUGUAACUCUCAAAGAAAGCCCACAAAAGAGCUAAAAAGUUUCAGGUGAUGGGGAAAUGUUGUUAGAAAACAAAGGUGUGAGCCCCCAGGAACAAAAGGUGAUGAUUUCUUCAAUCAAGUCCCGAAAUGAAGAAGUUUGCAAAUGUAAAUAUCUUUACGGUUCUGAUUCCACUGUCAGCAAUCUCUCAACCCAAGCGGAGUACUUGACUGGACAAACAUUGGUUGAUGUUAUCAGAUAAGACACAGAAACUGUCUAUUGUUCUACAUAUACAAACAAUGGGAUUAUCGCCUUGGCCAGGAAUAGCUGGGGAUCAGCCCAGCCUGAAAUGUGAAGACCUCUAGGAUUCACCUUGUUAUAUCUUGGCAUGAAUUGAAUAAAUUGUUAUACACAGGGAGAUAGAAAAAGUAUCAAAAGAUGCAAAGUAGACAGAAAGUUGAAAUAAAAAGAUAUAGUUUAUUAAAGAGUUGUGAUAAUAUAGCUUUGUGGGGGAGUCACUGCUGCUGGUCUGUUUUCAAUAUCCUUCUUCUCUGCAAUUGCAGAAGUCCAGAAAAGGAUUUUUUUAAUGAAAUAAAAAUUAUAUUUUUAUUCUUGUGCCCUUGGAGAAACCAUAAGUCAUUGCCAGGGGGGAUUUAUUGUGUUCUACAACAACAACAAAAUCCUCUUCGUACUAGGGAAAAAGAACAUUAUAGUAAUGAAAUUUCAAGAAUGCUAUUUAAAAAAACAAAUAACCUCAUAAAAAUAGUCACAAAAUAUGAAUAUUUUGAUGACACAAUAUAAAGCAAUCUGCAGGAAUACUAAUAUAAUAUGGAUAAAUAGAAAACACACCUUCAAUACCAGAAGUACAAAUAUCACACACAAACAACUCAACUAGUUCAAAUGUUUGCUCUAGCUCCUAGAUUUGUGCAUUCAGUUACAAACACACAAAUGGGGAGAGGGGGAGAGUAGAGUGACUAUAAGAGCAGAAAUGCUUGGAUAUUAUAGCAAAACAUUUAAAUUUCCAGUUGUUUUACCUCCUACAUAUGAAAUCAAGCUACACAAAAGCUUGCAGUCAUAAAAUGAGAAGAUGGAUAUGCAAAUGUAGAUGGAUCU